AUGGCGCGUCGUUCUGCGCUGCUCUCCGCUGGUGUUCUCGGCGUUGUCGCCUGGCUGCUUACCUCAAUUUUCCAGCCACAGACUUUCGUCGCCCCUCGACCAAAUGUGGUCCUUCGAAGAGGACAGACAGCCUGUCGCGCGACUGGAACAAAGGAGUUGCUCUUCCAGCCUGGACAGCGGGUUACCCUCAACGGACCACCAGCCAUGGCUGGCUCGCAGGGCGUCGUCGUCGGACCAGUCCUUGGCAAUGCAUUCGCCAUCCAGUUCGACAAUGGCAGCAUCUUCCACAUUGAUUUGCAGAAUAUUGAGGGCUCUGGAACCCCACCUGCAGCAAAGAUUGACUACAACGCCGUGCGUGCCGACCUCAAGCAUCUGAUGGAUGAUCCGAAUUGGGAUGAUGGAAGCUAUGGUCCACUGCUCAUCCGACUUGCAUGGCACUCGUCGGGCACCUACUCAAAGUACACCAACACUGGAGGCUCAGAAGGUGCGGCCAUGCGUUUCGUGCAUGGCACUGAGUCCAAGGAUCCAGAAAACGCAGGUCUGGACCAUGCGAUCAACUACCUCCAGCCGAUCAAAGAUAAGUAUCCGCUGAUGUCGUACUCUGACAUGUGGAUUCUUGCAGCAUACGUCGCCAUCGAGCACAUGGGUGGCCCAUCGAUCGAGUUCAAGCCAGGGCGCGUGGACACUCCCAGUCAGAAUGGCUGCCCAGAGUGGGAUGGCCCAGUGAUUGAUGGCAAAGCAUCAAGCCGCCUUCCGCAUGCAGAGUAUGGUCUUGUUGAGGGGUUCGACAGAGACAAGGUUCUUGACAGUGAGGGCAGGAUCUUGGGUUGGGAGAACCUUGCGCAGCACAUGCGCGACGUGUUUUACCGUAUGGGCUUCAACGACCGCGAGAUCGUCGCACUCAUGACUGGUGGUCACCUCUGGGGCCGCUGCCACCCAGAGCACUCUGGCUAUGCAGGGCCAUGGGUAGAGGAAAUGACGAAAUGGUCGAACGAGUAUGCUGCAGACAUGAUCGAAGAUCCUUGGCGAAUGGUUUCUCACAGUGAUACCUGGCUUGACAGCAUUGGUGCCCAAGAGCUUCGACCGGCACCAGGCAAGCGGCAGUAUGUGAACAAGUUCCCUCCAGCGGAGGGGGGAUCAGGUCUAGAUGACCCUAACCAGAUGAUGCUUGUCGCCGACAUGGUAUUGUUGUGGGACCCAGUCUUCCGGCAAACACUCGAGGAGUACGCAGUUGAUGACACAGGCAGCGACGACAACCACGCCCUUCGCAGGGACUUCGCAGCGGCUUACAAGAAGCUCACCGAGCUCGGGACGCGGACGCUGACAGCCUGCCCAUUUGCCCAUUAG
This is a messenger RNA of Symbiodinium sp. CCMP2456, 1347 nucleotides long. The record is from the annotation of a GenBank genome assembly. Lineage: Eukaryota; Dinophyceae; Suessiales; Symbiodiniaceae.